Molecule: messenger RNA, 1050 nt
Organism: Lathyrus oleraceus (garden pea)
Lineage: Eukaryota; Viridiplantae; Streptophyta; Magnoliopsida; Fabales; Fabaceae
Exons: 1
Coding region: 1-1050 (349 amino acids)
Source: RefSeq, a predicted model, not a curated record
AUGAAUUUGAACCAAGAUGAUCUAAAGCUUCUGGUGGAACAAAUUACCGACUUUGACUAUUUCAGUAAAAAUGGGUAUAAUCUUUGGAUAUUUUUCAAAGUUCAAGAGUGGUCAUCAUUUUUUGAUAUGCUGAAUGGAUCAACUUAUCCUUAUCUUGUAAAAGAUUUCUGGGCAUGGGCAGAAGUUUUUGAUGAAUCUGCUGCACGUGAAGAACUGGAACUUCUGGUUAAUAGGGACAACUCUUUGAAAGGGAAAACAAAGAAAGAAGCAAGAUUAAAAGAGUUUGAAGAGAUGGAAAUUAGAUCAGCUGUAAUGGGUGUUGAUAUGGUCAUCACUCAAAAUAAAAUUGCUAAACUUUUAAGAGCUCCAAACUCUAGUAAAUAUGUUGUGGGAACCAAAUACCAUAGUCCUGAAGCAGAUGCAAUUAAACAAUAUUUGUUUGAAGAGUAUGGCAAUUUCUAUUCCUCUGACUUUGGAAAGGUCGGGAACAUGAAGGAUAAUUUCAGGCUUUUGUUCAAAAUUUUAAUCAAUUGUAUAAUUCCAAGGGAAGGAAGCACCAAUCAGAUUUUUUGGGAUCACAAACAUUUCAUUUUCUACCUGAAGAAUGAGGACAAGAUCAAUAUGUCAUCUUACAUCUUCAAUCAUAUAUGUGAAGCUAUAAAGGAUAGCACAAAGCUUCAGAAGAAGAAUGUUUUGUAUGCUAGAUUGUUGCCAGAACUGUUCUUUCAAGGUCGUCUAAUUGAUGCCCUUAAAAGCUUGUAUGAUAAUGAAGAUCUAGAGGAGUUUUAUGGAAAUAUCAUAUCAGCUUCUGUUCUAGAUAACACGGAAAUGAAGAUGAAAUGUGAAAUUUUUGCUUCAGAUAUUCCUAUUUCGGUUAGAUGUACUACCUCUAAUUACCUCAAGGAUUAUCCUGUCAUCACUAAGAUAGAUAACCCUGAACUAAUCAGAAAUUUCAUCAUACAGUCUUUCAAGGAAGGAAAUAACAUUAGACUUAAAGAUAUUCCUAAUAAACCUAUUGAUGUUCAUUUUUCUAAGAAGAGGAAGCGAUAA